Messenger RNA from Acanthosepion pharaonis, 525 nucleotides. NCBI's taxonomy places the organism in Eukaryota, Metazoa, Mollusca, Cephalopoda, Sepiida, Sepiidae. The record is from the annotation of a GenBank genome assembly.
AUGUUUUUUUUUUCUUCUUUCACAGAUGCGUGUCUACCUAUGCAUGUGUUUUAUUCCUUUGUUCUCAUUUCUCUUUCUUCUGUUCUCGCCAGGGAACGUUAUCCUCUCUCUAUUGUCUUAUUCUUUCUUUAUUUCUCUUUCUCUUUCUCUUUUUCUUCCUUUUUUUCUUUAUAUUUCCUUUCUUUUUUCUUUUCUUUUUCCUUUCUUUUCUAUCUUAUUUCUUUCUUUUCCUUUCUUUCGUUUUUCUUUCUUUCUUCCUUUUCUUUCUUUCUUCCUUUCUUUCUUUCUUUCGUUUUCUCGUUCUUUCAUUCUUUGUCUUUCUUUUUCUUCCUUUAUCUCUUUCUUUCUUUUCUUUCGUUUUCUUUCUUUUUUCUUUGUUUCAUUUUCUUUAUUUUUCUUUUCUUUCUUUCUUUCUUUCAUUUUCUUUAUUUUUUUCUUUCUUUUUUCUUUAUUUCUUUUUUCUUUUUCUUUCAUUCUUUUCUUUCUUUUUCUUUUUUCUUUUUUCUUUCUUUCUUUUUUCUUUAA